AUUAAUUUAGUAAUAAUCAAAUUUCCUCAUUAUCAUCUCGCUGAUCCAAUACGUUCCUUAAUACUUUAAAUUAUCAGAGGCUAUACUUUAUGUACACUUAAUCAUAUCUUAAUUAUAUGGUUGAAGUACUUUAUUUAUCUCUAUUAUUAAUACACCUGUAGAUUGCAAGCACAUAAAGUUACAUGUGUGCUGGCACUAGUCUGUGCCUGGCAACGAAGAUGGACGAUAAAGAGUUAUUUGUUGUGGGGGCAGAAUUUUCGGAGUUAAAAUUCAAUGGAUUUUGGGAUUGGUUUGUACAUGUUUCGGACUUGUCCAUACAUUUAAAAUAUCAACCUUCAUAUCUCGUAUCACAGUUUGCUUUUACAGUAGGAGGAAUAGCCACCUUAAUUCACGCUUUCAUCAGGGGUGGAAGAUUACCAUGGUUAUGGCUAGGAAUAUUUCUUCACGGAGUUGUAGUAGAAUGCAUGUCCUACUUUGUGCCUGACAUAGACAAUUUUUGGCAUUCUCAAACGCCUAUUAUGUUCCUAGGAGGCAGAUUUCCAUUGCACAUUAUGAUAUUAUACCCUGUUUUUCUGUAUCAUGCUAGUGUGGCUGUGGCAAAAAUGAGGCUACCCAAAUGGGCGGAACCUUUCGCAGUUGGACUGUGCGUGGUUCUCAUUGAUAUUCCCUAUGAUAUACUGAGCGUUAACUACCUUCACUGGACUUGGCAUGACACUGAUCCAAACAUAUACGAUAGACACUAUUGGGUACCAUGGAACUCUUAUUAUUUCCACACAACGUUUGCCGCCAGUUUCACUUUCUGGUUCCACAUGACUAGAAAAUGGUUCUGCCAGAGUGAAGGGAAAUGGGUGUCCGACAAAAGAUGGAUUAGGGAGUUGGUGUGUACAUUGAUAGCAGGAGUGUUGGGAACCCCAGGAGGAAUACUGCUUUUCAUACCGAUUUAUCACCCAUUGCACGACAUUUAUAAGCUGCACAGUGAAGUUACAUAUUUCAUUCUAUUUUCUGUUGCUCUCUUGAUCAUCUGGUCAGCAGAUCGAUCGAAGAGGACAGACGAUUUUGAUAAAACUCAAACGUACAAAUUUCACUGGUCCACAUGGAUCUUGAUCGCUCAUUUGGUCCUUCAUUACGGUUCAUUUUUAACUAUUCCGUUUGUUUUCAAGUCUGAAAAUGAGAUUUCAAUGGGACUUAAGGAACCUAUUGGACCAUGCGAUCAGAAUUCACCGGUUCACACAGCAUUCGGAAUGGUUUUGCAAAAAAGAAAGUACCUGUGUCCGACCGAUUACGACGAGGGUUACUUCAACUGGGACUGCUUGCCGAACAAGAAACCACCAUCCGACGGCUCUAUUUGGUAUACAGCGUGCGGAACACCGCUGCCCAACGUUGCUGAGAUGAGAGUGCUGAUGGCGUUGCUGAGUCUCAUCGCUGCAGUGGUGUUCCGCAAUCUGCACUUUAAAUCUAGCGGAGAUGUCGUAUUUAAUUACAAAGACAAAAUUGUGAGUGGAAAAUCGUCCAAAUCGGCGACGAAGAAAAAAGUGAAAGAACACUAAAUAUAUCAAAAGUUGUUUAAUUGUAACUUUUACAAAUACAAAAAUCAGACCUACAUACUGAAAAUUGUCUGGGUUGAAAUAAACCAUUAACUUAU
Molecule: messenger RNA, 1642 nt
Organism: Aethina tumida (small hive beetle)
Lineage: Eukaryota; Metazoa; Arthropoda; Insecta; Coleoptera; Nitidulidae
Exons: 6
Coding region: 183-1547 (454 amino acids)
Source: RefSeq, a predicted model, not a curated record